This is a messenger RNA of Ilex paraguariensis (yerba mate), 1446 nucleotides long. The record is from the annotation of a GenBank genome assembly. NCBI's taxonomy places the organism in Eukaryota, Viridiplantae, Streptophyta, Magnoliopsida, Aquifoliales, Aquifoliaceae.
AUGAAUUUGGUUUGGCUUGUGUCUCUGUCCGUUCUCUUUGUUGGGGCAUUCUCAGAAGCAAUUUCAAAACCUGGCGUGGUGAACAUUGGAGCUAUUUUCACGGUUGGAACUAUUAAUGGCAGAGUUGCAAAGAUUGCCAUGGAAGCUGCUGUAGAUGAUGUCAAUUCUGAUCCCAAUGUUCUCGGCGGCCGGAAACUGGUUCUCUCUUUGCACGACUCAAACUUUAGUGGAUUUCUCGGCAUUGUUGGGGCAUUACAGUACAUGGAGACUGAUACUGUAGCUAUUAUUGGUCCCCAACAUUCUGGCAUGGCUCAUGUACUCUCGCAUCUCGCAAAUGAACUCCAUGUCCCAUUUUUGUCAUUCACGGCAUUGGACCCCACUCUCUCACCUCUGCAAUACCCUUACUUUGUUCAAACAGCGCCCAAUGAUUUGUUCCAGAUGACUGCCAUUGCAGAGAUGGUCAGUUAUUAUGGUUAUAAGGAGGUGACUGCAGUUUUCUCAGAUGAUGAUCAGAGUCGAAAUGGCAUAACCACACUAGGAGAUAAACUUGCAGAGAGACGCUGUAAAAUUUCUUUCAAAUCAGCAGUCCCGCCUGACCCAUUGGCCACUCGGGAACAGGUUAUGGAUGAAUUAGUUAAGGUUAGAAUGAUGGAAUCUCGAGUAAUUGUGCUACACACUUACUCCAAAACAGGUCUUUUGGUUUUUGAUGUGGCCCAGGAACUUGGGAUGAUGGAAAGUGGAUAUGUCUGGAUUACUUCCACUUGGCUAUCUAAUGUUUUAGAUUCUACUCCAGUUUCUCCAAAUACUUCAAGCUCUAUCCAAGGAGUUUUGACUCUUCGCCCCCAUACACCCAAUUCGGAGAUGAAAAGAGUUUUCACAUCGCGCUGGAACAAGUUGAGUAAUGGCUCUAUUGGAUUGAAUCCUUAUGGUCUAUAUGCUUAUGAUACUGUAUGGAUGAUUGCUAAUGCAAUCAAACUGUUUUUCGAUCGUGGUGGUACCAUCUCAUUCUCCAAUAAUUCUAAUUUAAAUGGUCUUGGUGGAGGUGCUUUGAACCUUAGUGCAUUGAGCACUUUUGAUGGUGGGAAGCAGUUGCUUAGCAACAUACUGGCGACCAAUAUGACAGGACUAACUGGCCCUAGUGGAUUUAAUCCAGACAGAUCAGUGAUACAUCCUUCUUAUGAUAUCAUCAAUGUGAUUGGAACUGGGUUUCGGGAGAUAGGAUACUGGUCUAACUAUUCUGGGCUAUCUGUUGUGCCCCCAGAGACUCUCUAUGGCAAACCACCCAACCGUUCAAGUGCAAACCAGCAAUUAUUUAGUGUGGUAUGGCCUGGAGGAACAGAAAUUCAGCCUCGUGGGUGGGUGUUCCCANGGGCUAUCUGUUGUGCCCCCAGAGACUCUCUAUGGCAAACCACCCAACCGUUCAAGUUCAAACCAGCAAUUAUUUAG